AUCCCUAAUCGACGCCAUUUUUAUUUUAAGCGACAGCUGGAGCCUCGUAUUGCUAUAUUUUGUCGUGUUUUAAUUUCACAUGUAAAAUAUUGUGCACAAUAAUAAUUAUUAGAUAUUUUUGAAUAACUAUAAAUACAAUAACCCCGGCUUCCUCAUGGCAGGACACCCUGAAAUAAAGCUUCUGGAUAAAAUCAGAAAAUUAUUUAUAUUUUCUAACACUGACUUAAAAAUUGUUGAACAACAAAAAUUCCUCUGCAUCAACUAACAUUCGUUUUUUUUAUUUCGUCAUCAAAAUCUUAAAACAUUUUAGGCCGAAGCCCUGCCAGAUUUAGAUGACCUACUACAAUGCCCAGUAUGCUAUGAGAUACCUGCAGGUCAAAUUUUCCAGUGUAAUGAAGGACAUCAUGUUUGUGGAAGAUGCAAAGCGCGUCUUGAUAUGUGCCCUGUGUGUAGGGCAUUAUUUUUUGGAACACGAAAUUAUGCCAUGGAAGAGCUCAUAGCGAAUGUGAGAAAACUAAGAGCUUUUAAACUAGGAGGAAAAAUCACAACAGGAACAGAUAUAACUGAUACAUCUGCACCACAAAAUGCAAUUGGCGAGAUUGUAAAUGACCAGCCUGAGGAAGAGGAAGAAAAUGAUGAUGUAUCUGAAACUUCCUCUACAGCGGCAAAAUCCUGCAAAGGCUUUUUCCGCUGUCUCUGUUGCAAGGAUAUUGUUGGUGAGAGGUUACCAGCUGCUCGUUUGCUCAAUCACUUGCGUUAUUACCACGCUCCUGAUCUGCUUGAGGGAAAAUCAGAGAAUGGAGAAUAUGUACAACUUUGGCAAUUUUCAACUGCACCUGGCAGGAUUGUGACAGCAGUUCGUGUGUCAGAUAUGGGCAUAUUUUUCCUGAUUAUUGAAAUAACAAAUGAGUCCAUCUCUGCUUGGCUGUCGAUGGCUGCCUCACCAUGGAUUGCCCAUGUUUUCUCUUAUACACUAACUAUAUCAGGAAAUGAUCGCGAGGCAAUAUUUACAGAUUGUGUGUGGUCUGUACGAUCUUGUGAGGGAUCAUUGAAAAAACGGGGUCAUUGUUUGGCAUUGGAUGGAAUCGAUGCGCAUGCGCUGACUGCUCCUGCUUCAAUUAGUGGGAAACUAUGCAUACGCAAGACCCCGGCCGAUCAAGAUGCGAACCAAUCGCAACCGAGGGCGGUUCUUCGCGUUGCAAGCCGUGGAAAUGCUCGUGAAAAUGGUCGCACAGUGUCCCACGAUAUGCAACCCUUUAUUCAAGAUUUGCAAAACGAUGUCAAUAGAAUCUCUUUAGCGUUUGCAACACUAGGUCGCGAGGCUAACGCAUUAGCAGAACGUUCUGAAGCGCAAAUGAGAGCAAGAACGGAAAAUGCCAAUCAAAAUCAGCCUUCUGCUGGCAAUGAUCGCUCGACUCCAUCAGGCAAUGAGCCACAAGCAGCUGAGGCCAAUAAUCAACCUGAUAAUGCAGCACGCGCUCCUUUAUCACGCAAUGCCCGCAGGCGUAUGCGUCAGCGUUUGAGAGCGGUUCUGAACGCACCACAGCCACCGGUUGAUAUGGGACCUUCAGCUGCUCAACGUCCUAACGGACUGGGAACUCAGCGCCAGAAUGGCCAUGCGUUGAACAAUCCUAUUCAUUUUAUAUCAGGAUUAGCUAUAGUGAAUCCGGUUACGCCGCCGCCCGUUUCCCCACCGAGCUUAGGCAACACUAACCGCACAAACAGAAGGCGCCGUCAGCGUAGAUAAAUAAUAAGCAAAAAAUAAUUAUCUUUAAGUAGCGUUGAGGAAAUUGUGUUAAAUAUUGUUAUUGACUUCUCUUUUAAGAGUUAAAUAAAUUGCCUGGGGUUUCCUACUGGAAUUCAUGUUGUAAAUGUCUUUUGACAACUGUAAUUUUUACAAGUGCUGUGAUAAUAAAAUGUGUAAAGCAUGGCGACUAUAUGCUAGUAGAACGAAACAAUUACUUAAUUGAUUACUUAAUUAUCCCCAGUAUGAGUAAACAAUUUUGAUUAUAGGUUCUUAGAAUAAUUCAUUGGUUAUAAUGUACAUUAUUUCAGUUGAUGAAAUGCAUUUUAUAUAAUAUUUUUCAUUUAAUUAUUGACAUAGGCUUUAUUUGAUUAAUGUAUAAAAUUGAUGAAUUAUACGAGUCAAUUCAUACUAGCGCAGAGUCUAAUCGUCAAAUUAAAGGUUAGCAUAGGAUCUUCCUUAUUAUCUCUUCAAUGUAAUGUAAUAAUACAUAGUAAGUACACAUAGUAGUAGUAAAAUAUUUUUCUUCUAAGAUUAUGGUUCCAAAAAUCACAUGUGUGCUACAUUGUAGAAAUAAGAUUGAAUAUAAAUAAAUACGAUGAAAUAUUAUUUACUUUUAAGUUGACGCUUGAGAUGCGCUUUGAUUCUUCUCUAGAAUGAAUUUACCGUGAUUAUUAUUAAUCAUAAAUUUUGUUGUAGACUAUCUACUUACAAAUACCAAUGUAAUUAUGUAAUAUCGCUGUUAAUGAACUUUACAAAAAUAAAUGAUAAGGGAAUA
Molecule: messenger RNA, 2522 nt
Organism: Amyelois transitella
Lineage: Eukaryota; Metazoa; Arthropoda; Insecta; Lepidoptera; Pyralidae
Exons: 8
Coding region: 437-1747 (436 amino acids)
Biological process (GO): multicellular organism development; proteasome-mediated ubiquitin-dependent protein catabolic process
Cellular component (GO): cytoplasm
Molecular function (GO): ubiquitin conjugating enzyme binding; ubiquitin protein ligase activity
Source: RefSeq, a predicted model, not a curated record